Messenger RNA from Centruroides sculpturatus (bark scorpion), 4536 nucleotides. RefSeq names its product protein fem-1 homolog A-like. The coding region runs from base 1 to 3087 and encodes 1028 amino acids. The transcript has 5 exons. Gene Ontology annotation, molecular function: protein binding. NCBI's taxonomy places the organism in Eukaryota, Metazoa, Arthropoda, Arachnida, Scorpiones, Buthidae. The record is from RefSeq and is a predicted model, not a curated record.
AUGGAGGUUGCACCAGGGGAACAAGAUCGUGGUCAAACACUUGCCUGGUUUAAUGUAAAAAAAACACAAAAAANAAAAUGUAAUGCUGAUAUUGAACAAGUUGGCUCUGUGACAUUUGAUGGUGAAACAAUUGAAGGAGCACCACCAUUGUGGUGUGCUGCUGCAGCUGGACAUUUGAGUGUUGUUAAAUCCUUAGUUAGUAAUGGUGCAUCAGUAAAUAGUACUACUAAAACCAAUUCUACACCAUUAAGAGCUGCUUGUUUUGAUGGCCAUUAUGAAAUUGUAAAAUAUCUUAUUGAACAUGAUGCUGAUAUUGAAAUAGCAAAUCGUCAUGGUCAUACUUGUCUAAUGAUUGCUUGCUAUAAAGGACAUCUUCAGAUAGCAGAAUAUCUCCUUGAACAUGGUGCUGAUGUUAAUAGGAAAAGUGUUAAAGGUAACACAGCUCUUCAUGAUUGUGCAGAAUCUGGUAGUCUUGAUAUCAUGAAAUUAUUAUUGAGUCAUGGUGCCAGAAUGGAUGUUGAUUCCUAUGGAAUGACUCCACUAUUAGCUGCAGCUGUGACAGGUCAUAUUCCUAUAGUAGAAUAUUUAAUAUCACUCUUAACAUGUACAAAAAAAGAGAAAGUUGAUGCUCUUGAAUUGCUUGGUGCCACUUUUGUUGAUAAGAAACGUGAUAUGACGGGUGCUCUUAAAUUGUGGAGAAGAGCAAUGGAAGAAAGAUAUCAGAAUGGAGAUAUGCCUCUAGAAAAGCCUCUCAUCUCAUCUCCUAUAGCAGCCUAUGAAAAUGCCAUGGAAGUUCGUUCAGUAAGUCAAUUAGAUGAACUUAUUUGUGAUCCUGAUGAAAUGCGCAUGCAGGCCCUGUUAGUAAGGGAGCGUAUUCUUGGACCCGCUCAUCCUGACACAUCUUAUUACAUUCGUUAUCGGGGUGCCGUGUAUGCAGAUACAGGAAAUUUUGAACGUUGCAUUAGAUUAUGGACUUAUGCUUUAGAUGUUCAGCAAAAAGUAUUGGAACCACUUAGCCCUAUGACACAAAGUAGUUUAUUGUCUUUUGUAGAAUUAUUUUCGUUUAUGAUGUCUGAGGCUUGGGCUCGUAACAGACGCAUUCCUGCUGUCAAUUUUUCAGAUUUACUUGGUGUUUUCCACAGGGCACUUCAGGAAAUAGAUACUGCCAUGCAGCAUGUAUCUAAAAUACCCCCUGCAGAGAGAGAUUCAAGUCAUUUCCAUAGAACUUUAAUUAUUGUAAUUCAUUUAAUAGGUCUAAUGUGUCGUUUACAGCCACAUUUAAUUAACGAACAAGAUUUAGAAUUGAAAAAAGCUGUAUAUAGGCUAGUAAGAAUGAAUCCUCGUGGUAGAAAUGGAAGGACACCUCUUCACUUGACUUGCUUUAGGGAUUCUUCAUCAAUAAGUCGGUAUCCAGUUUGUACUUUUCCUUCUCCGGAAGUAGUCGAUUUAUUAUUGGAAGUUGGUGCAUCCCCGAAUGCAGUCGAUUUUGAUAACAACACUCCUUUGCAUGUAGCAGCGAUGAAUAAACCUUGUGCUCGUACAGUUUUUAAAACUCUUCUUAAUCACGGAGCUCAUCUUGAUUUUUGUAAUCUAGAUGGAAUGACAGCUUUACAGCUUGCUCGUAAUGCUGCUCUCACGGAUAUAUAUCCUUUACGCUACCUCACUCUCCAGUGCCUAUGCUCCCAAAUAAUCAAGAAAUAUAAUAUACCUUAUAAAGGUCUAGUGCCUCAGAAAUUGGAAUCUUUUGUUGAGUUUUUAGGUAACACAGCUCUUCAUGAUUGUGCAGAAUCUGGUAGUCUUGAUAUCAUGAAAUUAUUAUUGAGUCAUGGUGCCAGAAUGGAUGUUGAUUCCUAUGGAAUGACUCCACUAUUAGCUGCAGCUGUGACAGGUCAUAUUCCUAUAGUAGAAUAUUUAAUAUCACUCUUAACAUGUACAAAAAAAGAGAAAGUUGAUGCUCUUGAAUUGCUUGGUGCCACUUUUGUUGAUAAGAAACGUGAUAUGACGGGUGCUCUUAAAUUGUGGAGAAGAGCAAUGGAAGAAAGAUAUCAGAAUGGAGAUAUGCCUCUAGAAAAGCCUCUCAUCUCAUCUCCUAUAGCAGCCUAUGAAAAUGCCAUGGAAGUUCGUUCAGUAAGUCAAUUAGAUGAACUUAUUUGUGAUCCUGAUGAAAUGCGCAUGCAGGCCCUGUUAGUAAGGGAGCGUAUUCUUGGACCCGCUCAUCCUGACACAUCUUAUUACAUUCGUUAUCGGGGUGCCGUGUAUGCAGAUACAGGAAAUUUUGAACGUUGCAUUAGAUUAUGGACUUAUGCUUUAGAUGUUCAGCAAAAAGUAUUGGAACCACUUAGCCCUAUGACACAAAGUAGUUUAUUGUCUUUUGUAGAAUUAUUUUCGUUUAUGAUGUCUGAGGCUUGGGCUCGUAACAGACGCAUUCCUGCUGUCAAUUUUUCAGAUUUACUUGGUGUUUUCCACAGGGCACUUCAGGAAAUAGAUACUGCCAUGCAGCAUGUAUCUAAAAUACCCCCUGCAGAGAGAGAUUCAAGUCAUUUCCAUAGAACUUUAAUUAUUGUAAUUCAUUUAAUAGGUCUAAUGUGUCGUUUACAGCCACAUUUAAUUAACGAACAAGAUUUAGAAUUGAAAAAAGCUGUAUAUAGGCUAGUAAGAAUGAAUCCUCGUGGUAGAAAUGGAAGGACACCUCUUCACUUGACUUGCUUUAGGGAUUCUUCAUCAAUAAGUCGGUAUCCAGUUUGUACUUUUCCUUCUCCGGAAGUAGUCGAUUUAUUAUUGGAAGUUGGUGCAUCCCCGAAUGCAGUCGAUUUUGAUAACAACACUCCUUUGCAUGUAGCAGCGAUGAAUAAACCUUGUGCUCGUACAGUUUUUAAAACUCUUCUUAAUCACGGAGCUCAUCUUGAUUUUUGUAAUCUAGAUGGAAUGACAGCUUUACAGCUUGCUCGUAAUGCUGCUCUCACGGAUAUAUAUCCUUUACGCUACCUCACUCUCCAGUGCCUAUGCUCCCAAAUAAUCAAGAAAUAUAAUAUACCUUAUAAAGGUCUAGUGCCUCAGAAAUUGGAAUCUUUUGUUGAGUCUCAUUAAUUUUAUUGCAGUGAUUUUUAAACAGAUAUUAAAACAUCAAAAUGCAUGAUUUAAUAAUUGAUUUUGAAGGUUAGUAAAUUUCAAAAAAGUAAUGACAAUCUCUGCAGUAAUUUCAAUUUAUGCCAGAUGUUUCAAGUUGAAACUUUUAAGAUAUAAAUAUAUUAAUCUGCUGAAAACAACAAAACUAAUAACCAAUGUCAAAUCUAUUGCAUGCAGCAAUUUAAUUUUUUUAUGUGUGAUUUAAAAUAAAGAACAUUAACAGUUUGUUAAUAAAUGAUUAUGUGGUGAAUAUUAACAUUAUAUAUAUCAUACAAAAAAACAAAGAUUUGCAGUUUUUCCAGACUUCCUUGAAAUUCAUAUAAUAAUGCUGUUUGUUCUAGAUACGACACCUUAAUUAAUUUUGUUGUUCCAGUUAUCAUAAAGUAUACAUAUUAUGUAUUAAAAUUAUUUAAUUUUAAGGUACCAUAUUGUAAGUAUUAUUUAAUUGUUGUUAAAGAAACAAUGUAAGUUGAGUAUGUAUUUUGUUCCAAUAGCAAAAGUACCGAUGGUAUAUAAAUGUAAUAAUCUAUAUUUACGCUCAAAAAGAAAAAUAUAGGCAAGGUUUUGAUUCAAAUGUUUAAUUUUCAAUAAAUUUUUUUUUUGCAAUGUUGAUUUCAAAAUUAAUCAACUAGCAUGCCAAAAUUAAAAGCAAAAACUAUUUUGCAAUUAAACUAGUCAGAUUGGACGCCAUAUUUCAAAAUUUGAAUCAUCAAAAAAUAAAAUAUUCUGGUUCAAACAAUUAAAUAGUUUUUUAUUUGAAAAUAAAUUGCCAACUUAUUUUGAAAUAAAAACAACAUAAAAAUAUAUAUAUUAUUUAAUACAAAAAUUCAAAAAUCAGAUGGUGCAAUAGAAUAAUCUCACAUUGAAUUGCAGGUAGUAUUUUCAAUUCUUAUCAGUGUAAAUUACUGAUUAUUACUAAAUUAUAAUUUGCAUUAAAGUUUUUUUUUAAUUUUUAUUCAGUCUUAUUUUCCGAUAAUGCUAAUUGGCAUUUUUUUCCCAUGGUCUUUCAUCUCUUUUUCCAAUAACUGGUCAAAAUGAAUUUUUGCAUUUUGGUCUUUUUUUUUAAAUUCAAAUUUCCAUCGGUGAUCUUCAAUAAAGAAACGUAAAACAUUUACAAUUUUCUUAUUGCAAUAAAAAAUUUUAUUUUAGAUCAUUGUGCAAUGUUUCUAGUUCGACUGGAUUGUGUCCAAAAAAAAAUCUUUGGAAGCAGUUUUUUUUUGUGAGAUUUUGUAUUUUUUGAGAAGCAGCAAAAAUGUUUUGACGAAAGAUUGCAGAAGGAGUGGUAUAUAUAAAUUGAUUAUAAUAAUAAAUUGUCAAAAACAGAAGGACGAUGUGAAUAAAAAAAACAUUAAUAUGUAUAUAUAUUUUUUAAAUAUGCAGAUGGCAUUAUUUGAUUGGAAUGUUGUCAGA